AUGCAACAAAAUGCGCAACUCAAUGCAGGUAUGGCCGCUGUACGGCAGCAGGUGCUGAACUGGCUGUAUAGUGUGCUCACUAGUGAAUAUAAAGAUGUGAACCGCACAUACAAUGAUGUAGCGCAGACGUUGUCGCAUUACUCCUCGUUAUCCCCUCGAACCGACGUUUAUAGUACGAAGCUCUCUGUCAAACCCGACUGGAUAUGCGCUAAUGCUUCCUCUACAGCUUACGAGACUGGAAGUUCUGCUCUUCUCUUGCAUCUUUCGGGUACAAUUCCAGUCGACUUUCGAGGGACAACCUAUCGAUUUCCAAUCGCAUUAUGGGUUCCGCAUGGCUACCCACACGAACCGCCGCUGGUUUAUGUGUCUCCAACGGAGGGAAUGAUGGUUAGGCCAGGCCAACACGUCGAUCCACAGGGCAAGAUAUACCACCCAUACUUGGUUGGGUGGGCAGAGUAUUGGGAUAAAUCCAACAUCCUCGAUUUUCUAGCGAUACUGCGGGAUAUCUUUGCCAAAGAGCCGCCAGUUGUAGCCCGGCCACAGCAACCAUCACGGCCUGCAGAAGCUGUAGCUAGCCCUCCACCACUUCCCCCACUACCCCCCGGAAUUGGCCGUCCUCAGUCUAUAGUCUCGAGUUCAAGCGAUUCAUCACGGCCUCCUCCUCCUCCACCAAAACCGCAGCUACAGAACUCGCCCGAAUCCUUCAGACGAGAUAGCGGACCGCCUCUGCCACCGUUACCACCUCAGACAGGACAGGAUAGUAUCAGAUUCUCAUCACCGGCCCAUCAAUCGCACAAUUUCCAUGGCCACGCUCCUCAGAGGAGUAGCAGUCUCAGAUAUGAGAGUGCCCCGCCACUACCGCAGCAUCCAUCACGUCAAUCUGGAGGACGAGAAGCAAGUCCUGUUAGUCCAAUAACGCCACCGCAGGAUGCAAACAGGAGAGGCCCAUAUAACCCAAUCUACGAAGGACAAAUACCAUAUAAUUCGCACCCACGCGGCAGUGUAGCUCACCCACCACCUCCUGGAAACAACACUCAAUAUAUGCACCCACAGCAAGGACCACCGCCUCAGCAAUGGCAGAAUUACGGUCCUCCACAAGGUCCUCAGCAAGCUUUACAAAAGCCGCCGCCCAUUCCAGAUCUUCUAGAUGCUCCAUUGACACUUCCUGUUCCCACAGAGGCUUCGACUAACUUGCCUGCACCGCCUGUCCCUCCUAAUCCGGAAAAGGACAUGCUCCUUCACAAUAUUGGACGAGCGUUGCAGUCCCAGCGCCUUCAUACCCGCACGCAAACCACAUCCUCUCUGCCCGGUUUGGAGUCUCAACAUAAAGCCAUGCUUCAAGCUCUUUCUAAUAUGCAAGCGGAGAUGGCCGCGCUUGAAAAUCUCGAUACCCUAUUGAAAACGAAUACUUCAAUUUUGCACACGGCACUUCAUGAUGCGGACGCUGUGAUCCAGUCAUCUCAGCACCGGACCGCACCGAACGUGGAUGAAUUAUUAGUUGCACCUACUGUUGUUGGAAACCAGUUAUACGAAUUGGUGAGUGAGGAGCGGAGCUUAGGGGAUGCGCUGUUUGUCCUGAGUAGAGCUGUGGAACGUGGAAGAAUAAGUCCAGCAGUGUUUGCGAAGAUGACGAGAAGUUUAAGCAGGGAGUGGUAUCUAAAGAAGGCUUUGGCUAAGAAGAUUGGGGUUGGAAUGGGAUUGAGUACUUAUUGA
Messenger RNA from Glarea lozoyensis ATCC 20868, 1713 nucleotides. RefSeq names its product UBC-like protein. The record is from RefSeq and is a predicted model, not a curated record. Gene Ontology annotation, cellular component: ESCRT I complex. Gene Ontology annotation, biological process: protein transport; protein modification process; endosome to lysosome transport. The transcript has 3 exons. Gene Ontology annotation, molecular function: ubiquitin binding. Lineage: Eukaryota; Fungi; Ascomycota; Leotiomycetes; Helotiales; Helotiaceae. The coding region runs from base 1 to 1713 and encodes 570 amino acids.